AUGGCUUUCCACCUAAGAUCGAUAAGUUUGCCUUCAAGGCCUCAGGCCAACGAGGCCAAAAUCGAGCAAGAGCUGCUGAGCCUAGAGGCAAGCAUCUCUUCCUCCACCACCAUCGGCACGAUGUGUGAUGGUCUGAGGAGACUUGGAGACAUCUACAACGGUGUUGAAGAGAUUAUUGGCCUGCCAAGCAACCAAGUUGGGAAGAUGUUGAAUGGAGAGAUGGAUAGCUCUCUUGAGCUGUUGGAUCUCUGCAGCAUCAUGCAAGAGAUCUUCGUAGAGAUGAAGGCCAUCAUCCAAGAGCUGCAAGCGGCUCUAAGAAAAGGAGAUGAUGCAGCUGUUCAAGCCAACAUCCAAUCUUAUACUCGUUUGGCGAAGAAGGCCAAGAAACUUUUCAAGAAGACCACGGAGAAGGCUACUUCUGCGGGUUGCAGGAUGGUCAUGCUAUUUACCAAGGCUAGGGAGAUAUCAGUAUCUCUGCUGGAGUCCUCAGUCCAUCUCUUGUUGAAGGAAAUCGAUAUGCCUAAACAGUCCCAUGUCUCCAAAGUAUUUCACAAGAAGAAGGCAGUUGUUUGCGAGGAGGAUCUAUUGCAGGAGUUAGAGUGCAGUAUUGGAGAUCUUGAGAAUGCUGCAGGACAUUUGUUCAGGAAAUUAGUCCACAUCAGGGUUUCUCUCCUGAACAUUCUUAGCUCCUAGAUAC
This is a messenger RNA of Lolium perenne, 697 nucleotides long. RefSeq lists its product as uncharacterized. The record is from RefSeq and is a predicted model, not a curated record. Gene Ontology annotation, biological process: root development; shoot system development. Lineage: Eukaryota; Viridiplantae; Streptophyta; Magnoliopsida; Poales; Poaceae.